Messenger RNA from Hemiscyllium ocellatum (epaulette shark), 2998 nucleotides. Its product is annotated as transmembrane 9 superfamily member 2-like. The record is from RefSeq and is a predicted model, not a curated record. Gene Ontology annotation, cellular component: membrane. NCBI's taxonomy places the organism in Eukaryota, Metazoa, Chordata, Chondrichthyes, Orectolobiformes, Hemiscylliidae. Gene Ontology annotation, biological process: protein localization to membrane. The transcript is spliced from 17 exons. Bases 49 to 2067 code for a protein of 672 amino acids.
CGCACCCACACCCACAAGGCCUCGCGCUCUCAGCCCCGCUCCCACUCAAUGGCGACUCCGGCGGUUCAGAAAGGCCCAGGCCCCGGCCGAGGCGGGCCCAGUCCCCGGCUCGGGGAGCCCGCCCCGCUGCUGUUCCUCACCGCCAUCCUGCUGCAACUAGCGCCUUCAGCCGCCUUCUACCUUCCGGGACUAGCGCCUGUCAGCUUCUGUCAGAAAGGGGAGGAGACCGAGACGUGUAAGUCAAACAUUGAAGUAUUUGUAAACAGAUUGGACUCUGUGGAAUCUGUCUUACCAUAUGAAUAUGAUGUGUUUGACUUCUGUCAGAAUGAAACUGAGAAAAGACCUUCUGAAAAUUUGGGGCAGGUGCUAUUUGGAGAGAGGAUAGAGUCAUCUCCAUACAAGUUCACAUUUAACAAACCUGAAGCAUGUAAACCUGUUUGUAUGAAACCCUACAAUCCACAAGAUAGGCAGAGUGCAGACAAGCUGUCUUUCAUAAAGAAAGGAAUUCUCCUGAAUUACCAACACCAUUGGAUUAUUGAUAACAUGCCUGUCACAUGGUGUUAUGAUGUAGAAGAUGGCCAAAAAUUUUGUAAUCCUGGAUUUCCAAUUGGAUGCUUUGUUACUCAGGAUGGCCGUCCAAAAGAUGCUUGUGUCAUUAAUUCUGAGUUCAACAAGAAGAACACAUACUAUGUCUUCAAUCAUGUGGACAUCGUCAUUACAUACCACAGUGGAAAGAACAAAGAAUGGGAAGGUGCAAGGCUGGUUGCUGCAAAACUAGUUCCCAAGAGUUACAACCAUGCAGACUUAACGCACCUUAAUUGUGAGGGACCACCAAUGGAGAUUCCUGCUGAAGACAAGGAGAAGAAAAUUAAUAUUGUGUACACCUAUUCAGUUACAUUUAAUGAGGAUGAGAAAAUAAAGUGGGCCUCGAGAUGGGAUUAUAUUUUGGAAUCCAUGCCCCACACAAAUAUUCAGUGGUUUAGUAUUAUGAAUUCCCUUGUGAUUGUCCUGUUCUUAUCUGGGAUGGUGGCAAUGAUUAUGCUUCGGACCCUUCACAAGGAUAUUGCGCGAUACAAUCAGAUUGACUCUGCGGAAGAUGCUCAGGAAGAAUUUGGUUGGAAGCUGGUGCAUGGCGAUGUUUUUCGGCCUCCGAGGAAGGGAAUGCUUUUAUCUGUUUUCCUUGGUCAAGGAACACAAAUCUUCAUCAUGAUGUUUAUCACUCUUUUCCUUGCCUGUCUUGGGUUUCUUUCACCUGCUAACCGAGGAGCAUUGAUGACAUGUGCUGUUGUUCUGUGGGUCUUGCUUGGAACACCUGCAGGAUAUGUUUCUGCCAGAAUGUAUAAGACAUUUGGUGGUGAGAAAUGGAAGACCAAUGUUCUCCUGACUUCAUUCCUGUGCCCUGGAAUUGUCUUCAUUGAUUUCUUUAUCACAAAUCUCAUCCUUUGGGUAGAAGGAUCAUCUGCUGCAAUUCCCUUUGGAACACUUGUGGCAAUUUUGGCGAUGUGGUUUGGAAUUUCAGUGCCACUAACUUUUGUUGGUGCUUAUUUUGGAUUUAAGAAAAGGCCUAUUGAUCAUCCUGUCCGCACAAAUCAGAUUCCACGUCAAAUCCCAGAGCAGUCAUUCUUUACAAAACCUUUACCAGGCAUUGUUAUGGGUGGCAUCCUUCCAUUUGGCUGCAUUUUCAUACAGCUGUUUUUUAUUUUGAACAGCAUCUGGUCCCAUCAGAUGUAUUAUAUGUUUGGCUUCCUGUUCUUGGUGUUCAUCAUUCUGCUCAUAACAUGCUCAGAAGCCACCAUCCUACUCUGUUACUUUCACCUUUGUGCAGAGGAUUACCACUGGUGGUGGCGAUCGUUCCUGACGAGUGGCUUUACAGCUGUUUACUUCUUUGUCUAUGCUGUUCAUUACUUCUUCUCGAAGCUUCAGAUCUCUGGUGCAGCAAGUACAAUACUAUACUUCGGAUAUACUCUUAUCAUGGUCUUGAUUUUUUUCCUGUUCACAGGAACUAUUGGAUUUUUUGCCUGUUUUUGGUUCGUCAACAAGAUCUACAGUGUGGUGAAGGUGGAUUAAUAAUGGGCUCCUUGUGGAGCAGACUGAUGUGUAUUUUCUUUUUCCUUGCAUUUAAAAUAUUUAUCACAUAGCUUCAAUUCCACAAAAUUUUCUAGAGAGCAUUAUUCACUUUUAAUUACAAGUCUAGGGUAAUAGCAACAAUAAAAAUAGUUUAGUUCACAGUCACUGUCAAUUUGCAAUCAUGUACUUAUGGCUAGAGUAACAGGUCAGGAGCAGCUUGGCUGGUGAUUGGAAAUUCAGAAGCCUUUAAUUGAAUGCAUCGGCUUUGACCUUUUAUCAUUUUGGUUUUUAGUGCAUGUUUGGGCUUGUUCUCUGUCCUUGUGUCAUUCAUGGACUGGCCUCACCCAGCAGGAAGGCAUGGUGGAUAUCCAAAUGCAGAUUUUAAAUGGGGCAUCACAAGAUGCAACACCCAUAUUUUUGUCCUGCACUACUUGCAGUUGAGGAAUCCUAUUGGUAGCACAAGGUCCAGGAAUGACCCCUGCUGUGUUUAUUCCAAAGAUGUCUGUCACUGUGCUCUGGUGUUUCUCAGUUCCAAAGUUUGCGCUCGAGUAGGUAAUUGAAUAAUUUUACUGAAAUUAAUUUUGAAGUUCUGCAUUUUAAAAGCAUUGCAAUAAUAUCAGUUAAUUGUACAUAGACCUGUUGUCUUUUCCUUUCAAUGUAAAUACAAAUGGAUUUACAUUAAUAUUUCCCCUUAUUUAAAAUUUGAUUUGACCUUGUUGCCAUUUUCCCAACAGCAAAAAGUUUGAUCUUUUAUCUGUAUUUUCAUGUACUGUUAUUUUGUAAAUAGUCCCAAGAUCUGUUAAUUUGAACAAGGGGUCGUUUGACAGUACGUUAAAUAGCAAAGGUUGGUGGCUUUGUUAUCUAUCCGCAGUGCCUGAUUAUGUCUUGAAAAUAUACCAAUUUUUGUUCAAUAAACCUGAGAUGAAUCACC